This is a messenger RNA of Xenopus tropicalis (tropical clawed frog), 2966 nucleotides long. It is a transcript of the gene tpcn1, whose product is annotated as two pore segment channel 1. NCBI's taxonomy places the organism in Eukaryota, Metazoa, Chordata, Amphibia, Anura, Pipidae. The transcript is spliced from 28 exons. Gene Ontology annotation, molecular function: monoatomic ion channel activity; voltage-gated sodium channel activity; ligand-gated sodium channel activity. The coding region runs from base 436 to 2832 and encodes 798 amino acids. The record is from RefSeq and is a predicted model, not a curated record. Gene Ontology annotation, biological process: sodium ion transmembrane transport; endocytosis involved in viral entry into host cell; monoatomic cation transmembrane transport. Gene Ontology annotation, cellular component: endosome membrane; lysosomal membrane; membrane.
GCGCAUGCGCAGAGCGAGCGGCAUCCCAAGCGCUUGUUUUAUGCGCAUGGUCGGAAGACGUGAUAGUUACUCGGUGGGAUUUAGUGAUCUGAUGCACCUUGUAUUCCGUUAUUCCAGAGUUUGGGAGACUCCGAAACCUAGAAUUCCAGAACGUGACGUGAAAGUAGAGAGGAGGUGUAACUAUGGAGACAACCUCUGAGAGGUCAAUGCUGAAUCUUUAGCCUAUACAAUGGCUGCCUCUUUCUUUCAGUGUCAGUGAAGAUGUGCUGUGUCUGCAUUGGAAUUUGCUCAGAGUAGUAAGAGGUUUUUUGGCAUGUGUAUAUGCUUUGCAAUCUAGGAUCAGCUGUUUGAGAAAUGAUUAUUUAUUACGGAUGAAACUUCUAUCAAAAUACAGCUUGAAGGAAACCUGAUAGAAGUAGCCAGAAUUUCUUGGGAAUGGCUGAAAAACAAGAGGAUGAUGAACCACUUAUACUUACAUUAGAAGAAAAUGGUGGUUGCCCUGAUCUUUCUGGGCAGGCCAUAAACCAUGAAGAAACUUCAACCACAGAAGAAUAUGACCUCACAUACACCUCAGAGCAAGUCCAGGCAUCAGAAAAUUUAGUGGAGAGCUGGGAAACUCGAUAUCAGGAAGCGGCUAUCUACCUCCAGGAGGGGAAGAAUAAUGACAAGUUUUACACACACCCUCGUGAUGCCAAGGCUCUCUCAGCUUAUCAUUUUGCCCACAAUCACAUGUUCUACUUGUUAGAACUCAGCACAGGCCUUCUCUUGCUCCUUUUGUCUCUGUGUGAAGCUCCUGCAGUGCCAUUUCUUCGUCUAGACAUAUAUGUUCAUGCCACACUUGAGCUACUUGCCUUGGCAUUGGUGGUGUUUGAGUUGGCUAUGAAGAUGAGAUGGCUGGGGGGAAAGACGUUUCUGAGGCACCGCAGAACAAUGCUGAAGAGUGCUGUGCUGGUGGUGCAGUUUAUAGAAGCCAUAGUAGUACUUGUGAGACAGACUUCGCAUGUACGUGUGACGCGAGCCCUACGUCCCAUCUUUCUAGUGGAUUGCAGAUAUUGUGGGGCUGUAAGAAGGAAUCUGCGCCAGAUUUUCCAGUCUCUCCCACCUUUUAUUGACAUCUUACUUCUCCUACUGUUUUUUAUGGUCAUUUUUGCCAUACUUGGUUUUUACUUGUUUUCUUCCGACCCAAAUGAUCCGUAUUUCAGCACUCUAGAGAACAGCCUUGUAAGCCUGUUUGUUCUUCUCACUACUGCCAAUUUCCCAGACGUUAUGAUGCCAGCUUAUUCCCGCAACCCAUGGUCCUGUAUUUUCUUCAUCAUUUACCUAUCUAUUGAGCUGUACUUUAUCAUGAACCUGCUGUUGGCGGUUGUGUUUGAUACUUUUAAUGAUAUUGAGAAGAAGAAGUUCAAAUCUCUGUUACUACACAAGCGCUCGGCAAUUCAGCACAGCUACCAGUUGCUUCAUAGCACACAGGGUACUUCAGGAGUUUCUUUCCGUCACUUCAAUGGAAUGAUGAAGUUCUAUAAGCCUAGUAUGUCAGCCCGUGAUCGCUACCUGACAUACAGAGCCUUGAAACAAAGUCAGGCAGAAAAUCUUCGACUGAAAGACUUCUACCAUUUCUAUGAAGUUGUUGAAUUAAAGUGGAAGGUGCAGAAGAUACGUGAGCACUGGUUUGAUGACCUGCCUCCCACGGCACUCCUGAUAUUUAAAGGUGUGAAUGUUUUGGCAAACUCCAGGGUCUUCCAGUAUAUUAUGUAUGCAGUAGUUGCUAUCAAUGGCUUCUGGAUUCUGGCAGAGACAUUCAUGUUGCAAGGUGGAAAUUAUUUUCCAGAAGGGGUUCCUUGGAGCUACAUUGUUUUUCUCACAAUAUAUGGUUCUGAAUUGCUACUUAAGUUGACAGGCUUAGGCCCAGUGGAAUACUUCACAUCAGGAUGGAAUUUUUUUGACUGCUCUGUGACUUUAUUGGCUUUGCUUGGGCUCCUCGUACUGGCCUUCAACAUGAAGCCUUUCUAUUUCAUUGUGGUUCUCCGGCCCUUACAACUUCUUAGACUCUUUAAAAUGAAGAAACGUUACCGAACAGUGUUAGAUACCAUGUUUGAGCUUCUUCCAAGGAUGGCAAGUCUUGGAUUGACGCUUCUGAUCUUCUAUUAUUCCUUUUCAAUUGUUGGAAUGGAGUUCUUCUCUGGCGUGCUUUAUCCCAACUGCUGCAACACCAGUACUGUGGCAGACUCUUACAGAUGGCUUAAUCGCACUGUAGGCAACCAGACUCAGUUUGAGGAGGGUUACUACUACUUGAACAACUUUAACAAUAUUCUUAACAGCUUUGUGACACUAUUUGAGCUGACGGUGGUUAAUAAUUGGUAUAUAAUCAUGGAAGGUGUCACCUCCCAAACAUCUCACUGGGCUCGCCUCUACUUUAUGGUGUUUUACAUAGUUACAAUGGUGGUUCUCACCAUAAUUGUGGCUUGCAUAUUGGACUCCUUUGUAUUUCGUAUGAAUUACUGCAGGAAGAACAGAGAUGCUGAAGAUGAAAAGGGGAUCACCUUAGAGAUGGAGGUGGGGAAAGAGGAACUAACACUUAUUCUCAGACAUACUCAAAGCAGUGAUGAAAGAAGUCAAAUGCGCAAAUUGCUGUCUCACCUACAGUCUAAUGAGUCUCCUUCUAUCCUGUUCCUGGGUCGUAGAUCCAGAACCAAAAGUGACCUGAGCAGGAAGAUGUAUGAAGAGGAGAUCCAGGAGUGGUAUAAGGAGCACUCGCAGUUACAGGUGAAGAAAACAGUAGAGCUUCAGCCAACAUCUGGAAGCUUGCGCCCUCGGUCUCGGACAGUAAACUAAUCGCAAGAUACCAUAUAUUUUUUGCCUGACUAUGCAAUGACCUGCAAUGAUAUUUACCCUUAAAGGGCCAGCACAAGGGACAGAAAAAUAAGUAGUUAGGUUUUUUAAUAAAGGCUUCGCCACCUGGUAAAGGG